GGGUGCAGAUGUCCCCGGAGGUGACGGUGACGGUGCGGUUGGUUCGAUCCUUCGAGUAUCGGAAUUUCCGCCCGGUUGUCUAUCACGGCGUGGACUUGGAGCAGACGGCGCAGCAAUUCUUAGAUUACCUAAAGAAAGACAUCGCUGUGCGGGACGGACUGCCGCCUCCAUUUAGGAAGUACAUGUACGAUACCAUGAAGAUCAUCCACCAGGCACAUGGAGCCAAGACCAAUGAGCUGGUGGUGGGUCUGGAGGAUGACGAUAAAUUGAUCCUGCGGAGUGGACAGACCCUGCGGGAGGCCGGUGUAGGUGAGAUCUGA
Molecule: messenger RNA, 320 nt
Organism: Nanorana parkeri
Lineage: Eukaryota; Metazoa; Chordata; Amphibia; Anura; Dicroglossidae
Gene: CUNH2orf76
Product: chromosome unknown C2orf76 homolog
Exons: 4
Coding region: 9-320 (103 amino acids)
Source: RefSeq, a predicted model, not a curated record